GUUGGCUUGAAGACAUAGGUUUGCCUCAUUACAAGGAUACCUUCAGCGAUGCCUGUGUUGAUGGUCGAAUGUUAAAUUACCUCACUAUUGACGAUUUACAACAGCUAAAAGUUACGAAUGCCCUGCAUCACAUCAGUAUUCAGCGUGCCAUCCAAUGUUUAAGAUUUAAUAAUUUCCAUCCCAAUUCACUGAAGCGAUACCCAAUUGACGAAUCGUGGCAGAAAGGAGCAGACGUAUUGUUAUGGACUAACGGACGAGUGGUUGAAUGGUUGAGACUGGUUGAUUUAGCUGAGUAUGCGCCAAACCUACGAGGGAACGGAGUACAUGGAGCCUUAAUGAUACUAGAGCCAAGAUUUACAGCAGAAACACUAGCUGCCCUGUUAUCCAUCCCGACAACAAAGUCCCUAUUAAGAAGGCAUUUAGCGUCACACUUCCAGUCCCUCGUUGGUCCUGCAUGUUUCAGGUUGAAAGAACAAGCCGCCAACUCGUCGUCUUUUACACCGCUAAUGCCUGAUACCAAACAAAAGGUUAUCAAGAAGAGUAAAUCCUUAGGAGCGUUAGGACGCGGUAAGAAAGGUGUUGGCUCCGCCGAGCUCGAUAACUAUGUGUGUCCCUUGGAUUUCGAUAUCCCACAAGAACUGAAACCAACUGUGACGAGACCCAGGCGAAAAUCUGAUGAAGAAUAUAGUAGAACCAGAAGGCAUGAUAGCGAUGAGUUCAUUGACAGCAAACGACCGACAGCCAUUGGAGCCUUUUCGAAGGAACUCGAUUCACUAACGCAUAUGCUCGACCACGACGUUCAUACACAAAAAAUGGCAGCACACUCGUGAAAUACUCGGAAGUAACUCUUCAAUAACUCGCAAAUUGACCGUGGGCCGCUCGUAACUCUCUUAUAAGCAAUCCAGGAAGGUGCACAGCAAUAUUAUCCAUUCCAAGGAUAAGACUAGGUCAAGUUGACAAUGCAGUGCAACAUCAAGACGGCCUCUAUUUUCAAGAUAGCGUCUAUUUUUAUCCGCUGAAACAGUCCCCCAAAAUGCAAUGCAAAUCCAACUCGACCCAGUCUUUUACACAACAUCGGAAUCACGGUCGUACAGUACUCGAUACUUUCUUAAAAAGGCUCGCCUCGCAUCAAGAUGCACGUCUUCAUUGUUUUUAUCAAACUUCGAUUCAUAACGAAUUUUUAAAUUUUUCAGAAAUUAAGAGUAUUUUUAUAUUCGCAAAUAUAUGAAAUUCAAGUUGGAUUAUUUUCUUACUUAGCUGAUGUAAAUAUGAUUGYUUAUUAUAGUUUCCUGUUACUACAAUUAUUUUCUUAUCAAUCGAAACCAUAUCUUAGUUAAGUAGCCUUCCCCAUUCCCACCACUUGGAAACGUAAAACCCUGUGCUUCAAAUCUAUUAUCCCUUAAUCCUUUAUCUACUGCCGGGCUCCCAUUCACCUGGAAAAGUCGGGGAAAGGUCUACGAACUGUCAAUGAAUGAUAUGUUUGGUCAGGAAAAUUUAUAAAUUGUAACAAAAGUUACGGAUAAUUAUAAGGGAUUUUGUUUUACCAGAAUAGAGAGUGGGUACGUUGUCAGUACUAGCCUCCCGUCAAAUACGAUAGGAUGAUUCAAUGGCAGUACUUGCAGUUACCAUUUUAUUUUAUUAGRAACGUACGUUUUUUAUAAGGGGGUGGGGUGGUGGGGGACUGGGUGAUGCAAAGGAGGAUCAUCAGAAAAAAAUGGAAUUUUUGUGGUGGUAUUCGGCAGGGUCAGUGACAUGUAACAUGAUGUGUUAUGGUUAAGUACCAUAAAUAUUAGAAUAAUUUAUAGACCUUGUAACAAAUAUGCGCAAGAAUUGCAAAGAAAGAAAUAUAUACUUUGMCAUAACAAAG
Messenger RNA from Actinia tenebrosa (Australian red waratah sea anemone), 1867 nucleotides. Its product is annotated as liprin-beta-1. Gene Ontology annotation, molecular function: protein binding. Lineage: Eukaryota; Metazoa; Cnidaria; Anthozoa; Actiniaria; Actiniidae. Gene Ontology annotation, biological process: neuromuscular junction development. Gene Ontology annotation, cellular component: presynaptic active zone. The record is from RefSeq and is a predicted model, not a curated record.